GGGGUUCGGCGAAGUCGCGGUGAAGGGAGUGAAGGGAGACGAUACACCGUCUCCGAGACAUACGGAGACCGACGCCUAAAGUGCGCACCAAUCGCCAACAUCAGUAGUCAGAGACAGUCAAGCCGACGAGUUUGCCGGAAGAAGAUGAGCUAUCCGAGGAGCGUGACGGUGCCGUUGCUCCUGGCGAUCCUGGCACGUGCUCAGGGCGUCACUUUAUUCAAUGCCCCAUCAUGUCCUGAUCCUUACGGGAUUCAUGCUUAUGCUCAUCCUGAGGACUGCGGAGCCUUUUUCCUGUGCACAAAUGGUACCUUAAGCUACGAAUAUUGCGAAAACGGACUUCUGUUUGAUGGACAUGGCAAUAUUCACAAUCACUGCAAUUAUAAUUGGGCUGUCGAUUGCGGUAAUCGCAAGGUCGACUACACGCCUAUUGGCAGUCCUGGUUGCGAAUAUCAGUUCGGAAUGUACCCGGGUAGCGAUAGCUGCAGCACCAGUUACAUCAAGUGCAUCUACGGCGAGCCGCAUCAGGCCCACUGCGACCCGGGUCUGGUCUACAACGCCAAGACUCACACGUGCGUCUGGCCCGACGAGCUCAUCCCCUUCUGCAACCCCGAGGCUAUAGUAGGCUUUAAGUGCCCGCAUAAGCUGCCCCCCAACAGCCCCGCUGCCAAGUUCUGGCCUUAUCCGAGAUUCCCUGUACCAGGUGAUUGCGGCAGGUUGAUCACCUGUGUAGAUGGUCAUCCGCGACUUCUCACUUGCGGAGAUGGAAAACUAUUCGAUUCGGUGAGCCUAACCUGCCUGGAUCCAGAUGAUGUUCCUCACUGUGCUAACAGUGUUUGAGAAUAAAACGUUCCUGAUAAUCACUUGGCAUCUUAAAUCAGCAAACAACGAAAAGCGACAAACGAAAACCAUAACAAAAAACCAUACAUUUAAUGGUAAAUUAAAAAUUAAAAAUUAUCAUGAUAAAAUCGUAUAAUGGAAUAUAAUAUUAACUCGAGACUUUUAUAUUCAAAAUUGAAAUGU
Camponotus floridanus (Florida carpenter ant) is the source of this 1020-nucleotide messenger RNA. RefSeq names its product protein obstructor-E (gene Cpap3-d). Lineage: Eukaryota; Metazoa; Arthropoda; Insecta; Hymenoptera; Formicidae. The transcript is spliced from 5 exons. Gene Ontology annotation, molecular function: chitin binding. Gene Ontology annotation, cellular component: extracellular region. The record is from RefSeq and is a predicted model, not a curated record. Bases 145 to 837 code for a protein of 230 amino acids.